AUGAUAUAUUUGCCUCUUCAAGAAAUCUAUAGGUCUGGUUUUGGUUGCAUGUCAAUGGCGCCGGGUGCUGGCUCCGCACCUGCUGGCUCUGUCGGAAUCUUUAGAACUAUUGGAUUUAGUUGUGCAUCUAGUCCCGCCACUGAUUCUAGUCGAGCACAAGAGUUAUUGAAUAAUACAAAGAAGUCCUGGGCUCAAUUCAAUGUGCAUGAUCAUGUAUCUGAUCUAGGGAUACACUCCCCUAUCGAGUCAUAUAAUCUUGAUAUCAGAGAUGAUAUUAGGAUAGCAUACUUGGAGAAGGAUUCUUGUCAACCAUAUGGACAUGAUUUUCUAAGAAGAAAGAUGGGGAAUGAUAAUAGAUGUCUUCGGAAAGAAUGGUUCUCCGAAUUUUAUUGUUUGGAGUACAAUAUAGAAAAGGAUGCGGCAUACUGUUUGCAUUGCUACAUAUUCAAACCCAAUAGAAAGGGUCAAAAGAGUGGACAUAUAUUUACUAAGAUCGGCUUUAAGUAUUGGAAGCACAAAAAGACAUUGAAAGAUCAUGGAUUGUCAUUUCGUAGUCAUAAUGAAUCUAAAGAGUCUCUUAAUAGAGGAAAUCUAAUUGAGCUACUGAAUUGGAAUACAGCUCAUUGUAAGGAAAUUAAAGAAAUAUUAUUUAGUAAUGCUCCUUGA
Messenger RNA from Olea europaea var. sylvestris, 666 nucleotides. RefSeq lists its product as uncharacterized. The transcript has 3 exons. Bases 1 to 666 code for a protein of 221 amino acids. The record is from RefSeq and is a predicted model, not a curated record. Lineage: Eukaryota; Viridiplantae; Streptophyta; Magnoliopsida; Lamiales; Oleaceae.